UCUAAAAUAACCAUAGUUUAUUAUUGUUAAACCAUUUCAUUCAGUUUAUUUAAAGUAACAUUAUAUGAAUACUAUAGAUCUAGAUUUAAAUUACGUAUGCUGAAGUUAAAACUGUCCAUUUGUUAAAAAAAGGUUCUCUGGGAAGGAAGGUUACAUUCGCAUAUAAAAUAAACAAAAACAUGGGUAUCUCUGUGUUGAACGAGUGAAAGGACUUUGGCGGACUAAUCAUUGUCAGUCAUAUAAUGUCCCAGUUGCUGUCAGACAGCACUGAAAUGGUUGCUGCAAUGAAUACCUUCAAAAACAGUGACUUUUACUCUUGACUAGUCUAAACAGUUAGCUAAACAAAGAGAAUGUCUUCUAAAGAGUCGUCAUGCUACAGGCCUAGGCCACAGAUCACAGAGAAGCCUGCAGAUGGAAGUAUGCACUUUACUAUCAUGAAGCAUCCUAAGGAGGCUCUGGAGAUAAUGAGCAUUCUCAGGCGGUCCAAAAAACUGUGUGAUGUGACCUUAGUUGCUGGUGAAGACAAGAUCUUGGCACACAAGAUAGUGCUGGCAGCAUCUAGUCCUUACUUCAAAGCUAUGUUUACAAGUGGCAUGAGGGAAGAGGAAAUGACCACUAUCCCACUGCAUGGUAUCUCUGCUUGCACACUGGCUCAACUAGUUGAAUUUGCCUACACAGCAGAAGUCAAUAUCAAUGAAGGAAAUGUUUGUUACCUCCUUCCAGCAGCUACCAUGUUUCAAAUGAAUCAUGUAGUGGAAGCAUGCACAGUUUUUCUGGAACACCAAUUGGAUCCAAGCAACUGUAUUGGUAUUGCAGAUUUCGCUAGUGAGCAUGGCUGUUUAGAUCUUGAAAAUAAAGCUAGGAAGUAUAUCCGGAAACAUUUUUGUGAUGUGAUUCAGUGCGAUGAAUUUCUGGUGCUUAGCCCUUGCCAGAUGAUUAGCUUAGUGAAACAAGAUGAACUGAAUGUCCAGUGUGAAUCUGAAGUCUUCAAGGCUGUGAUUCGCUGGGUAGAACAUGACCCUGAAAAAAGGGUAGAAAUUCUCGAAGGGCUUCUGUCUUCUGUUCGUCUCAACUGUCUUGCUCCAACAUUUUUAGAGCAGCAAAUGAAUAGCUGUCAUAUAUUACAGAAAAUGCCUCAAUGUUUACAGAUCAUAUCAGAAAAGUUAAAAAAUCUCAAACUUCAUAUGAAGUGCUCAGACCUGCCCAGAAGACCUUGUUCUCCCUUAGUAAUAUUCUGUGCUGGUGGCUACCUCAGACAGUCUCUGAGUAACUUUGAGUGUUACAACCCCAAGAACAAACAAUGGCUUAGACUUCCUGACCUGCCCACGCCACGAAGUGGGCUGGGUGCUUGCAUUGUGCGUGGGGCUCUAUUUGUGGUGGGUGGGAGAAAUAAUUCUCCUGAUGGCAAUAUGGAUUCCAACAAUCUGGAUAUGUAUGACCCUAUGAGAAAUGUUUGGAUCCCUAAACAUACCAUGAACUUUCCAAGGAAUCGUGUAGGUGUUGGUGUCAUUGACAGUAUGAUAUACGCUGUUGGUGGUUCUCACGGAAGUACACAUCAUGCCUCUGCAGAAAGAUAUGAUGCUGAGCAUGAUUGUUGGACUAACAUAGCCAGCAUGUCAACAAGGCGAAUAGGAGUUGGAUGUGCUGUGUUGAAUAGGCUGCUGUAUGCAGUGGGAGGUUUUGAUGGGGAGAAUCGCUUGUGUAGUGUGGAGUGUUAUGACCCAGAGCAUGACCAGUGGACUGAGAUCAAGUCUAUGAACACUAUGAGAAGUGGAGCAGGUGUUAUAGCUAUGGACAACUUCAUCUAUGCUGUUGGUGGCUAUGACAGUAGCUGUCAGCUCAAGUCUGUGGAAAGAUACAGUAUAGACAAGAAGCAGUGGGACUUUGUGGCCCCUAUGAACAGCCCUAGGAGUGCUCUCAGUGUAGCUGUCAUCAACAACCAGCUGUUUGCUCUUGGUGGCUAUGAUGGCAAUGAUUUCUUAUCAUCUGUUGAGGCCUACUGCAGUGAAGGAAAUAAAUGGUAUGAUGUGACCAAUAUGACAUGUGGCAGGAGUGGGCAUGGUGUGGCUGUUGGAGCAGAGCCUCCUAUAAAGUAAUCUCCCUUAAAGUAAAUAUCUUCACCAAGAUCUGUUUAUUUGUUGAAUGCAACUACAGAAAGUUAAUUCUUCCCCAAUAUGAAGCUAAUCAUCUUGAUGUUUAAUUUCUUGUUUAUUUGGUCCAUAUCUGACUUUUUGGUAACAGGAUAUAUAUCAAAUCCAUUAUUUUCUUUUUUGUGGUAAAACACUAAUAUUUUUUUUGUGUUCUUUUAUGGAUGGGGGGAUGCAAUGGUUUAAAUGUUUAGAAAACAUUUUGCUCUUGUGAUUUUGGAAGAUAUCAGUGACUAUUGGAUAAUUGGAUUUUGUUUUAUAUUGUUGUUGUUAUUUCCAAUAUGUAUUAAUAUUUUGACUCUUGCCCAUAUAUGUAUCAUACAGUUAUUUAUUUGUUACGAAUACACCAAAAAAUCAAAGCUUGUUACUUGUUAAAGUUCCAGUAGUGUAAAGACUGUAGUUUUUCUGUGUUGUGCUUUGAUUACAGUAUCAUUCCAGGUUGUUGGGUCUGUGUUCAUUUGAUUCACUUGUUUUCAUAGUAUCAAAUAUUUGUGCUACAAAAUUAAUAUAUGCUAUUCUUAAUGAGUAACAGUCUUAAUGCAAUAUACAUGUUUAGCAAAUGCCUUGUAAGGUAUUGAGAUGCACUGUAAUAGUCCAUUAACAAGGUCAUCAGAGGACUUAGUUCAUACCUUUACAGCAGUGUUUCCCAAACUGUGUUCCUUGGAACACUUGGGUUCAGCAAGGUCUGAAUAGGUGUUCCAAUAACUAUUGGAAUAAUGAACUUUCUUGUACUGUAUUAUGUUUGUACAUUUUUUUAAUUGUUCUAACAUUCUGUAAGUAGAUGGGAUAAGAAUCUAGAUGUUUCUUUUGUUUGUGUGACAGCCAUUGUAAACUUAUGGUGUAUGGAAUUUUGGUGUGGUUUUGUUGUCAUAAUUAAUCUUACUCACACAAAUGUAAAUAAUGCAUAUACUGUUUUUAAUUUGGAUUAUUAUUUAUUUUGCCCUUUUAAUGUAUGUGUUUUAUUUUGUGAGCAGUUCGAAUAAUUGUUAAAAGGGGGACUAUUAAGGAAAUUAUUGGUGAGCUCCCUUGUUAUGUUGUUUUCUCUAAGAGAGCAGUCUCAAUCGUUUUGGUCUCACUAUUGGUUAAUUUUAUUAAAGCUUUUUACUUAUAAAUCUCCAUCUAUAAAUACUAAUAGUAUAUACUCAUGAUGAAUUGUACUUCAUGCAACUAUUACUUAGCAUGCAUAUUUGCCUGUACAUAUCAAACUAAAACCAUUGAAUACCUCUAUACUUUUGGUAAACAAUGUUAGCAUGGUUUGAAUUGCUGUAGACAUUUGUAUUGUAUGACAUUCACAGGGACAUUUGGUUGUUUUAUACAUUAACAGUGUUGCUUUUAUUUAUAUUGAGUUGAAAUCCAUCAUAGCUAUAGAUUAGACCCAUCUGAAAUGAGAUGUUGGAUUUGUACUUAUGAAGAAUUGAUUUUUUAAACUUGUCAUAAUAACACCAAGUUAAAUGAUCCUUCUGUCCAUCUUUAACUUAUGGAAAGUCAGAAGCAGCACUUGUUUAAUGGUCUCUAUAAAUCUAUGAUGAAGACUAAUUUGAUUAAUCUGGUAGCAUGUGUUUCAUGCUAAGUUGAAGUUGGUGGCUAGAAUUCCCAAGUCCAAGUUGAGACCAGUGUUAUUGACUAUAUAUAUAUAUACACACCACUCAACUCAUGAAAUCUUGGGUUGUUUUUUCCCCUCCUUUUAUUGUACUAUUAAUAGAUGAAAAGAAAAUGUGAAUAAAAGUUAAUGGAAUAAUUUU
Molecule: messenger RNA, 3889 nt
Organism: Biomphalaria glabrata
Lineage: Eukaryota; Metazoa; Mollusca; Gastropoda; Planorbidae
Product: kelch-like ECH-associated protein 1
Exons: 5
Coding region: 351-2096 (581 amino acids)
Molecular function (GO): protein binding
Source: RefSeq, a predicted model, not a curated record